This is a messenger RNA of Cyphomyrmex costatus, 1044 nucleotides long. RefSeq lists its product as uncharacterized. Bases 1 to 1044 code for a protein of 347 amino acids. The transcript has 2 exons. NCBI's taxonomy places the organism in Eukaryota, Metazoa, Arthropoda, Insecta, Hymenoptera, Formicidae. The record is from RefSeq and is a predicted model, not a curated record.
AUGCAAAGCAUUCGCGGGCUACAACAAGAUGCAGAGGUCCUUUUGAAGGACUCCCUGAAAUAUCUGGGAGUCAUCAUUGACAGCCGCUUCACCUUCGAGCAACACUUCGUCAAGGUGGGCGAGAAGGCCAGGAAGACCGUUGGUAAACUAUCUGGGAUCUUACCAAAUGUAGAAGGCCCGAACUCGUUAGUAAGACGCCUGCACGCUUCUGUAAUUGAUUCUAUAACGCUGUACGCGGCACCUGUAUGGAUCGAUAAGGUGGAAAAAAAUAAAAAGAUCCAGAGAGCCCUGAACCAGCUACAAAGAAGGAUCGCGUGUCGUAUAAUUCGAGGUUAUCGUACGAUCUGUUACGUCACUUUCACGCUUUUAGCGGGCACUGUUCCUUUAAUUAUGAAGGCCCGCAUGUAUGCGAAGGUGUAUGAUGAGAUCAAGGAGGUAAAAGCUGGUGGCAACACCCACAUAGAUACCAGAGUCACGAAGCGAAUUCGAAUACGUGCCAAGGCAAGAAUGUUUAGGAAAUGGUACGAAUGGAUUCACACACCUGGCAACAGCGGUGGUGAAGUAGGAAUGGCUAUUCGCCCAACACUGACGAUCUGGAGCGAGAAGAAGGUAGCUAUGUCGUACCACCUUACACAGAUCCUGACAGGACACGGCUGUUUCGGCCAAUAUCUGUGCCACAUACAAAAGGAAAGUACGAAGAGAUGCUGGCACUGCCCCUCAGCCUUGAACACUGCCACGCACACUAUAGUCGAAUGCUCUGCUUGGACGAGAGAGAGAGCGGAACUUCGGGGCGUGAUUGGUAACGACUUAUCAUACCCCGCUCUGAUCACCGCACUUCUCAGCGACAAAGCGAAGAAGGAAGCCGUCUUCCGAUUUAGCGACCAGGUGAUGUCCAUCAAGGAAGAGGCGGAGAGAGCGAGACAAGGAAUUGUUCUCACUCCAGAUGGCACCAAUGCACAACCGGGCCCAAGCUCAGAUGUGGCAGGCGACGGUAGACAAGACGGAGUCAAUGUCUCUUACAUCGACAGCGACUCAGACUCAUGA